Anopheles coustani is the source of this 932-nucleotide messenger RNA. It is a transcript of the gene Prosalpha2, whose product is annotated as proteasome subunit alpha type-2. Gene Ontology annotation, cellular component: proteasome core complex, alpha-subunit complex; proteasome core complex. Gene Ontology annotation, biological process: ubiquitin-dependent protein catabolic process. The transcript is spliced from 3 exons. The record is from RefSeq and is a predicted model, not a curated record. Lineage: Eukaryota; Metazoa; Arthropoda; Insecta; Diptera; Culicidae. Bases 110 to 814 code for a protein of 234 amino acids.
UGAAUCGACUGUUUUCAGAAGUUGCCGCUUCACCGUCGAUUGUCUGUGGCGUGAAAACCAUAGCUUAAAUAGUGUUGUUUUCAGAUUAAACUAAAAGAAACUGUAAGCUAUGGCUUCCGAGCGAUAUAGCUUCUCGCUGACCACCUUCAGCCCUUCGGGAAAACUGGUCCAGAUCGAAUAUGCCCUUGCUGCUGUCGCUGCCGGUGCUCCGUCGGUGGGCAUUAAGGCCGUCAACGGCGUCGUCAUCGCGACGGAGAACAAGCAGAAGUCCAUCCUGUACGAUGAACACAGCGUGCCCAAGGUGGAGAUGGUCACCAACCACAUCGGUAUGAUCUACUCCGGCAUGGGCCCCGAUUACCGACUGCUGGUGAAGCAGGCGCGCAAGCUGGCCCAGAACUACUACCUGACCUACCGCGAGCCUAUCCCCACCUCGCAGCUGGUGCAGAAAGUGGCCACCGUCAUGCAGGAGUACACGCAGUCUGGUGGUGUCCGUCCGUUCGGUGUGUCCCUGUUGAUCUGCGGUUGGGACGAGGGCCGACCAUACCUGUUCCAGUGCGACCCGUCCGGUGCGUACUUCGCGUGGAAGGCAACGGCGAUGGGCAAGAACGCCAACAAUGGCAAGACGUUCCUCGAGAAGCGCUACAGUGAGGAUCUCGAGCUGGACGAUGCGGUCCACACGGCCAUCCUCACGCUGAAGGAAGGCUUCGAAGGGCAGAUGAACGCGGAUAACAUCGAAGUAGGCAUUUGCGAUGCGAACGGUUUCCGCCGGCUCGAUCCCUCGGAUGUGCAGGAUUACUUGGCCAAUAUUCCGUAAGCGUAUAAUUUUUUUUUGUAAGGCAAUAUACAUCGUGUCCUUUUUCUUUCCUCUACAAUACUUUGUGGACAUACGGAUGUCAAUGCUGUGGGAAUAAACUUAUGAUUUGGAAAUCAAU